AUCCUAUCCUUUCUUCUCCACUUCCUUUUCUCCUUCCCUCCCUCCCUCCCUCUCAACAUGGAAGCCAUCUCCUUCUCGGCCAUUUCUUCCCGCCAGCUCUCUCCGUCCGCGCCCUCCCUCCCUCCCCGCGUCGCCCUCUGUACGUCCAGGACCGCGGGAAGGCGGAGGCUUUCCGCCAACUGCGCUUCUUCGUGGACCGGCUCGACCCUGUCCCUGGGAUCUUCGCCCAGGAAUCCCUUCACUAGGGAGGUGUGGGGUUGGGUUAAUUUCAACUCUCGAAAUGUAAGCAGAGAAAGCAGUUUCAUAGUGAGGGCUGAGAUGUUUGGACAGUUGACGAGUGGCCUCGAAUCGGCAUGGAACAAACUCCGGGGAGUAGAUGUUCUGACAAAGGAGAAUAUUGCUGAACCAAUGCGAGAUAUUAGGAGGGCCCUUUUGGAAGCAGAUGUAAGUUUGCCGGUUGUGAGAAGGUUUGUGCAGUCUGUUAGCGAACAAGCUGUUGGUGUUGGCUUAAUUCGAGGGGUGCGACCAGAUCAACAAUUAGUGAAGAUUGUACAUGAUGAGCUUGUGACACUGAUGGGUGGUGAAGUUUCUGAUUUGGCAUUUGCAAAGUCUGGUCCCACAGUGAUAUUACUAGCAGGCCUACAAGGUGUUGGGAAGACUACUGUUUGUGCAAAGCUUGCCUUCUACCUUAAGAAACUGGGGAAAAGUUGCCUUCUGGUUGCUGCAGAUGUGUACAGGCCUGCAGCUAUUGACCAACUUGUAAUUUUGGGUGAGCAGGUGGGGGUACCUGUUUAUACCGAAGGUACUGAUAUAAAGCCUUCACAAAUAGCUAAGCAUGGACUCGAGGAGGCUAAAAAGAAGACCAUUGAUGUGGUUAUAGUGGAUACCGCUGGAAGAUUGCAGAUAGAUAAAACAAUGAUGGAUGAAUUAAAGGAAGUAAAGCAGGCAGUGAAUCCUACAGAAGUUUUGCUUGUAGUGGAUGCCAUGACGGGCCAAGAAGCUGCAGCCUUGGUCACAACAUUCAAUAUUGAGAUUGGUAUUACUGGUGCUAUACUGACAAAGUUGGAUGGUGACUCUAGAGGUGGAGCGGCUUUGAGUGUUAAAGAGGUUUCAGGAAAGCCAAUCAAGCUUGUAGGUCGAGGGGAACGCUUGGAAGACCUUGAGCCUUUCUAUCCUGACCGCAUGGCAGGACGCAUAUUAGGAAUGGGAGAUGUUCUUUCAUUUGUAGAGAAGGCACAGGAAGUUAUGCGACAAGAAGAUGCUGAGGAAUUACAGAAGAAAAUAAUGAGUGCAAAAUUUGACUUCAAUGACUUUCUUAAGCAAACACGUGCUGUUGCACAAAUGGGAUCUAUGAGCCGUGUAAUUGGAAUGAUCCCAGGCAUGGGAAAGGUGACUCCAGCUCAAAUUCGUGAAGCAGAAAAGAGCUUAAAAAUUAUGGAAUCAAUGAUUAAUGUGAUGAUCCCCGAGGAACGGGAAAAGCCAGAACUGUUAGCUGAAUCAGCUACUAGGAGGAAGAGAAUUGCUACGGAGUCUGGAAAAACAGAACAACAGGUCAGCCAACUUGUCGCUCAGCUUUUCCAGAUGCGCAUCCGAAUGAAGAAUUUAAUGGGCGUCAUGGAAGGAGGGUCCGUCCCUGCCUUGAGCAAUCUUGAGGAAUCACUCAAAGCUGAACAAAAGGCACCUCCUGGUACUGCAAGGAGAAAGAGAAGAUCAGAGUCACGGAGGCAGUUUGCAGAUUCAGCAUCAUCAAGGCCGAGUCCGCGUGGUUUUGGAUCCAAAACUUGAAGACUGUCAAGUUGAAAAAUGUGCGGCCAUAAAACAUGCCGUUUUUAUUCUUGCAGGCUAGAUUGUAUUUGACAUCAGAAAAAAAAAGCGGGGGGAUUUUCCUGCUGUAUCAGUAAAUCUGUUUGAGGAUGUGCCUUGAGUUUGAGUCCUUGAUACAAAAUGAUUCAACAGCCUAGAAUGUAAUUUUUUCUUUUUAAAAAAAGGGAAAAAAUUCUCCUCCACCA
Molecule: messenger RNA, 2009 nt
Organism: Elaeis guineensis (African oil palm)
Lineage: Eukaryota; Viridiplantae; Streptophyta; Magnoliopsida; Arecales; Arecaceae
Product: signal recognition particle subunit SRP54, chloroplastic
Biological process (GO): SRP-dependent cotranslational protein targeting to membrane
Cellular component (GO): signal recognition particle
Molecular function (GO): GTP binding; 7S RNA binding; GTPase activity
Source: RefSeq, a predicted model, not a curated record